Messenger RNA from Closterium sp. Yama58-4, 2874 nucleotides. The record is from the annotation of a GenBank genome assembly. NCBI's taxonomy places the organism in Eukaryota, Viridiplantae, Streptophyta, Zygnematophyceae, Desmidiales, Closteriaceae.
AUGUCGUCUAAUCGCCGGACUCUCGCAAACGAUCAGCACGCAUCAGCGGCAGACGAGCCGCGCGCGCCCCCUCAGAGUCUCCCAUCUCAAGGUCAGUUGGAUUUCUCAAGUUUCUUUCCCGCGCUCGUCGGCGGCGGAGUACGCUCAGCUGCAAUUGCGGCGGCCGAAGCGGCGAGUUUCCCUGCUAUGGCAUCGGCGACGGGACUAGACGUGCAGCGUCCCAUAGCCACCCCAAGGUAUUUGUGCGACUCGGGAAGCGAUGCGGCAAGUUUGAAUUCGGAGACUCUCGCCUUUCUCCUCGCGAAUCCCGCCGCCGCGUUGGCGACACUGUCGCACACGUCGCCCAGCACGCAGCUCCCGAGAAACUCGUCGCACACUUUGCAAUUUGGCGGCGCGAUUCCAACUACAGGGCCGAGUCAGCAUUCAGUUCGGCAUGCUUCGCUCGCCACAGCGGAUUCCCUUGCUCACUUGACGACCCGCACAUGGCUCCCGCAACACACCGCAAUGAACGGCGGAGCUAGCGGCGCAAGAAGCGGCGUUCGGAUGGCCUCUUCCCCUUCCGACAGCAUCGCCGCAGCGGCGUCGGCGUUAAAUCACAACUUCUGGCGACCCGUUGACUCCGUUGACCAGCGCGCCGUUGACUGGGCGGGCUGCGACGUGCCUGCGUUGUCGCACCUGCUACUGCUAGAGCAGAUGCGACAGAUGCGGCAGAUGGAACAAGGGGAGCAAAUAAACAAGGCCGCGGCCGACUCCGCAAGACGCGGCGAAACAACAGGCGGCGGCAGCGAGCGCACAGAUUACGGCAGCUGCGGGGCGGGGGUUGGUGCUGGCGGCGUGAAUAACGCGGAGCGCACGUGGGAGACGAUCGGGAGUGGGGAGGAGCCCGCGGCGGGUGCUUCGAAUGGUUUAACGGCGGCGGACGCGGCGCUGCUUUCGCAGCUCCGCAGCGCGCACGACUCGCUUCCCCGCCCCUCAUUCCAAUCGCCCACCGCGCCGCGUGUUAGGACCCCCGCGUCUGGCGGCGACGCAUGCUGGGAAGCGUCCGAGGCUCCGGGCGCCGGGUUUAGGGAGCCUCGAAGACUGCGCGCACCAGACGGCGGGAGUUGCGGGCUACAGUUGGUGGUUGCGGAACAGCUGAACCAGCUGCAGCGAGAGGAGCGCCGCGACUCGCGGGAAGCACCGCGAGAUAGCGAUCUGGGAACGCGGCGCGGUGCGACGGGAGAGCAGCGGGAAUCCGGGCGAUACGACCAUCGGUUUGAGAGAGCGGUAGGAACUGAAGACACGUGUCCUGCACACGCGAGGCCGUCGCCUCUACUAUUUCUCACACCCGGCUUCCGCAAUUCCAGCGCGGGCGACAGGGAAGGCGGGGUGACUGUCGACGGUCGCAGCACGGACGGGCUUGCGGCCGACCUUGGUUUAGCGUCGCAACUGCUUGUAGAUGGUGUCGCGAUAAGCAAUAGCGGGGAUGCGAGCGGGAGCAGGGGGCAGCAGAAUUUGUGGAGUCCGAGCAACACGCAAAGCCGCAGCGGAAACGACUGGGGCUUGGGAGGCAGGGAGGAGAGGAGCAGGAGCGGCGGGGGCAUGGCGCCUCCCACUCGCCCCGCGAGUGCCGCCAUCACCAGCGCCAACGCCCGCGCUGUCGGCGCAACUGCUGCCGGCGCGGCCGCUGCUGGCGCAGCCGCUGGCGGAGCUUCCGCCGUUGCUGGUGCAGGCGACAGCACGCACCGGGACCCGCACGAGGCAGCACCCGCCGGGCAGGUGCCACGUGGCAGCAGGUCGAAGAGCGUUGGUCAGAUGCAAGCGGCUCGGAUUCUGCAGGCGCUGGAGCACGGCGCGCGGGAGAGAGCGCGGGGAGGCGCGCAGGGGCGCAACGAGGGCGAGGCGGAGAGGCGGCGGAAAGAGCAGGAGCGGGUGGCGUUUGAUUGGAGCGAGAAGGGUCCGCGGAGCCACAGCGAGGCGGAGAAGCGCAGGCGCGAGCGCAUCAACCAGCAGCUGAACGUGCUGCGCGCGCUGCUGCCAGGCGCGCGCAUGGGGAAGGCGGACAAGGCGAGCGUGCUGGCGGAAGCAGUGGCGCAGCUGCGCGCGCUGAAGGCAGGCCUGGAGGGAAGCUGCGGGGAAGGGGCAGCAGGGGCAACAUGGGCAGCAGCAGGGCUGGUUGGUUCCAGUCUGCUGGCAUGUGGCAGGGUGCCUGAAGCCACUCCCAGGGAGGACGAUGCAGUGGAGGUAGACCUGGUGUGGGCGCAUGUAGAGGAGGAGGGGAGGGAGGAUGGGUUGGGGGAGGAGGUGGGGGAGGAGCAGGAGGAGGAGCAGGGAGAAAUGGUCCGGAGAAGCGGAGAGGGGCUGACGGGGCGCAAGAGGAGGCGAGGGAGUGAGGGGGAGAGGGCGGUGUGUGUGUGCAUUUGGUGCGAGGAUGGGGAUGGUCUGCUGCCUGCCAUCGAGGCAGCUUUAAAGCCCUUCCCUCUCCGCCUCGCGAGCCUCGAGUCUGCCUCCUGUGCUUCACGUGUCGCCCACAUGAUGCUGCUGCAUGCCUGUCCUUCUCUGGCUGCUGCUACUGCUGAUACCGGCCCUGCUGCAUCUUGUCCUGUUGCUCCUGAUUUCAAGUCAGCAUUGGCUGCUCGCCCUCCUGGUGCUGCUUCUGCUACUGCAUUUGGUGCUCCAGGCCAAUCAGCAGCAGCAGCAGCUGAACAGGAGCAGCAGCACGAGGGAGUGGGGAGAGCAGGGGCAGAGGUGUACGAGUGCGGGGAGGAUGCUUCACAGGCAAUAAUAGCAGGUGGGGAAGGCGGGGUGGCUCAGUACGUGCGUGAGGUGCGGGCAGUGGUGGUGGAUGUGAUGGCUCGGUGGAGGCGAGGGGAGCUGGUCAGUGGCGGUGUGUGA